AUGAAGUACUUACAAGUUUAUAUUUUUGAACUGUAUUCAUUAAUGGUGAUCAGAAAGCUGGGUGUUACAAAACAUCUUGGGCAGCAACUUGCAGAAGAUGCUGUCAGAGGAGCCUUAAGGAAAUGCAAAAGAAGAAAGAAAACUUCUAAAACUAGAGAGAGUAGAGUGAAACAAGAAUGUAUUACUCUACAGAAUGUGAUAAAGGGUCUAACACAAACCAUUGAAAACCAGUGUAAUGUGAAAGAUGAAAAUGGUAGACUGAAGGGUACCAUUGACAUCUUGGAAGAGAAAUUAAAGGCUUGUGAACAGGAAUAUAAAGAUCAGAUUGAGAAACUUAAGAUAGAGAUGAAAAACAAAGAGGAAGACCACAAACUAGAAAUAACACAGUUGAAUUGCGAGAUAAGAAAAAAAUUUGAAGUACAAGAAGUGGAGUAUAGAGAACAAAGAGAGAAAAAAGAACUGGAGAUAUUAGAGCUAACUCGACAACUGAAAAUUCAAAAUGAAGAGAAGCAGAAUGAAAUAAUUAAACUGCAGAUAGAGUUCAAUGCCAAGUUAGCAAGAGUUCAGAAUAAAACCACGAAAUCAUUUUCAGAUGCUUCUGUCUUGCCACAAAGCAUUUAUCGAAGGAAGCUGCAGCAUCUCCAGGAGGAGAAAAACAAGGAAAUUGAAAUUCUCCGAAACACCAUAAGAGACUUAGAGCAACGUCUUAAUAAAGGCCAAGACCUGCACUUGAAACGGAGGAGGUUUUGA
This is a messenger RNA of Tauraco erythrolophus (red-crested turaco), 750 nucleotides long. Lineage: Eukaryota; Metazoa; Chordata; Aves; Musophagiformes; Musophagidae. The record is from RefSeq and is a predicted model, not a curated record.